AUGUCUUUCGAUCGCUUUGCGCAACCGGAAACCCACAUCCAGGAUGGUCUACCUUCUUCCACAUUCUUUGAAGAUGUUGACGGUACCACUGGAGUCCUUGUGGACGGGUCAGCCCCUCAGGUCCACCCAAACAAGAAGCGAAGGUCAUCGAAGAGCAAGGUCCCCGCCGAGAUCAGACGGUCAGCAUCGACACCUCACAUGCGCUCUCUUGGUCUGUCAGACGGAGUUCCAUUAUCACCAACGGACAAAAGACGGAACAAGCUUGGCUACCAUCGAACUUCUGUCGCUUGCGGUCAUUGCCGGAGGAGGAAGAUUAGAUGCUUGGUCGCAACCGAAGAUACCCAGGGGCGUUGCUCCAACUGUAUCCGGCUGAAGAAGGAGUGCAAUUUCUAUCCUGUUGAACAGCAACCACCAUCUGAAUCACGGGCGCAUCCCGCGAGCAAAGCGGAUCCGGGCUCCAGUAGACCAUCAGGAUCGACUCCAUCCUCUCCCGGUGUUCCGGCCAUCCAGGAACAUGAAAAUUUCACACCGUAUUCACAGCUAUCUCCUAUACCCUCGGCGCAGGUCGCUUCUCCCUAUUUGGACGGUGACACACUCACGCUUGUACAUUCGAACGAAGCCCCGGGCCUUCAGCAACAAACGGUACUCGGAUUCUCACACGGAUUACCCGAUGGUAUGUCAUGGCCGCCAGGCUACCAACAGCUUGAUGGAGAAACCCCCCAUUCAGACUCGUCUUCGUCUGCAUAUUGGAGAUCCGCAGAUCCGUCCAUAUCCUCAUCAUAUCACGGCAAAGCAGGCCCGAUAGACGGUUACCGAAGCACACCGGACAACAGCACAGGAUUCACCUAUGUCGGCCUGCAAAGAGGAGAGCACGGCGGUGGUCCCAUAAGGUCGAUGUCGUUCGGCCAUGUCGAAAGUAUGACACUAAACUUCUCCUACGAACACUCGGUCGUACAAUCCAAUUUCUCUGACCGGACCACACCAUAUAACUAUCCACCAGGCAGCGAAAUGCCGUCGAGCUCAGCAUCCCCAGGCCUGCACGCGGCUCCCGCACCCGCCGCAUACGGAUACUAUCAACCCUGGACCAGUCCGUAUGCGGCCCAGAACCACAUGGCUGAUGGCGCGGGACCGAACACGACGGUAUUUGGCGGUCAAUGGUACCAAGAGCCGGCGCCGUUGGGAAAGGUCGAGGAAGAGGGCGCAAUGCCCGCGUAUUACCCAGAUUCUUCGGCACCUUGA
Messenger RNA from Coniosporium apollinis CBS 100218, 1239 nucleotides. RefSeq lists its product as uncharacterized. Gene Ontology annotation, cellular component: nucleus. The record is from RefSeq and is a predicted model, not a curated record. Gene Ontology annotation, molecular function: DNA-binding transcription factor activity, RNA polymerase II-specific; RNA polymerase II cis-regulatory region sequence-specific DNA binding; zinc ion binding. The transcript is spliced from 3 exons. Lineage: Eukaryota; Fungi; Ascomycota; Dothideomycetes. Gene Ontology annotation, biological process: positive regulation of transcription from RNA polymerase II promoter by galactose. Bases 1 to 1239 code for a protein of 412 amino acids.